AGAGGUCCCCUCGCAGCGCCGCUCGCGCCGCUCGCGCCGCCUCGCCGCCUCCUCCGCUGCGCCCUCGCCAAGUGAGAUGGCCGCUGCGACAACAUCCAGAAAAUGCCACGGUGCCCUGCGGCGUCUCCUCUGCGGCGCCGCGUGCCUCGCCUCGGCGGUGCCCGCUCGCAGAUCGCCUCCCCGCCGCUGCCACGUGCCUCCAGAGAGCCACCGCGUGCUUGUGACGCGAGAAGGCUCGCGAACGAUCCUCGUGGGCGAUGUCCACGGCUGCCUUGAUGAGCUCAAGUCGCUCCUCCAGGCGUGCGGCUUCGAUGCCAGCACCGAUCAUGUCGUCCUGGUCGGCGAUCUCGUCAACAAGGGCCCGCAUUCAGCCGAGACUGUCGCCUAUGCGCGCGAGAGCGGCUUCGCCUGCGUCCGCGGCAACCACGACGAUGCGGCCCUCUUUGCCCACGAGGCGAGGACCGAGGCCGGCGCUCGAGGCAGCGACUCGAAGUACAGCGAGCUCAAGUACGCUUGGGUCGACGCGCUCGGCGAGGCGGAUCUGGCCUUCUUGCGAGAGCUGCCGCACACGCUCCGCCUCGAGCGAGAGGAGGUCCUCGUCGUGCACGCCGGCGUGGUCCCAGGCGUGCCCUUGGCGGAACAGCGGGCCGAGGACAUGACUACGAUGCGAAACUUGGUGCGCGCGGACGGCGGAGGGUGGUGGGCGGCUGCCAGCGCCUCUGCUGGCGUCGCGUGGGCAGAAGAGUGGCGGCCAGAGCCGACAGUCGUUGCUGGCGUGCGGCACGUCGUUUUUGGGCACGACGCCAAGCGGCGCCUCCAGAGGCACGAGCACGCGACGGGCCUGGACACGGGAUGCUGCUACGGCGGCGAGCUCACGGCGCUGGUGCUGCCCGAGUGGCGCCUCGUGGCGGUGGACGCGGGAAGGGAGUACACAGUGCCCGGCGGGUGAUUUAUCGCAAAAAGGUCUAAAGG
Messenger RNA from Emiliania huxleyi CCMP1516, 972 nucleotides. RefSeq lists its product as hypothetical. The transcript is spliced from 2 exons. NCBI's taxonomy places the organism in Eukaryota, Haptophyta, Isochrysidales, Noelaerhabdaceae. Gene Ontology annotation, biological process: polyphosphate catabolic process. Gene Ontology annotation, molecular function: endopolyphosphatase activity; phosphatase activity. Bases 77 to 949 code for a protein of 290 amino acids. Gene Ontology annotation, cellular component: cytoplasm. The record is from RefSeq and is a predicted model, not a curated record.